AUGUCGAGCGCUGCUCAAUCGAAGCAAGGCGAGGGGCAGGUCAAGUUUGGGCCUUUUGAUGUGUCUACGCAAGUGUUUGCCCGGAACGAGGUCGCCGUCGCCUUGGUCAACAUCAAGCCCAUCGUGCCAGGUCACGUGCUGGUGAUUCCCAUCCAUCCCACACCUCUGCUGUCCGAUCUUCCACCGCAAGACAUUGCGCCUUUCUGGACGCUGGUCCAUCAAGUCUCCUCCUUCGUCAAGCACAUCUACACCGUCAGCAGCAGCACAUCUGACUCAGCGGGCACAUCAUCUUCGACAUCGGGCUCCGCAUUGACCAUCGGCGUGCAGGAUGGUACAUUGGCAGGUCAAAGCGUGCCCCACUUGCACGUGCACAUCUUGCCUCGACGCGAAGGUGAUUUCGCAGAGAAUGACGAGAUCUACACCCACCUGGAAGCGUUCGGCAUGUCCCUCUUCAAGCGGCAAAAGUCUCUACUAGAGCCAGCAGGCGUCAAAGCAGAGGUGAAGGAGAAUCAAGCAAAGCAGUCGGAAAGAGGUCUGGAUGCUUCUUCGACGCGCACAGAGAGGAGCUUGGAAGAGAUGCAAAAGGAAGCGAGAUGGUUGGAGCGCAAAUGGGACGAGGGCGAUUGGAAUCGAGAAGAGUGA
Messenger RNA from Ceraceosorus guamensis, 642 nucleotides. RefSeq names its product HIT-like protein. Gene Ontology annotation, molecular function: catalytic activity. The coding region runs from base 1 to 642 and encodes 213 amino acids. The record is from RefSeq and is a predicted model, not a curated record. The transcript is spliced from 3 exons. NCBI's taxonomy places the organism in Eukaryota, Fungi, Basidiomycota, Exobasidiomycetes, Ceraceosorales, Ceraceosoraceae.